Molecule: messenger RNA, 1326 nt
Organism: Eimeria mitis
Lineage: Eukaryota; Apicomplexa; Conoidasida; Eucoccidiorida; Eimeriidae
Source: RefSeq, a predicted model, not a curated record
AUGUCGAGGGUCAGGGCGGGUGGGGGACGACAGUUAUCUGGAAAGGAGGGUGGAUCAGAAGAUGACCCUGAGAUCGACGCAAUAGUGGAGCUGUGCUUAGAACUGGAGCAGGAUUACGCCCGAUCCUUGCAACCUUCUGAAAUGCCACAACAGAUGCACUGGGGGGACAGUCAACCGUGGCAGCAUGUUUCCGGUAGCAGAGAGGAGCUGCAUACUGGCGCCCAAACUCCCUUAAACGCGCCUUUGGUUUUCGACAAAUUCAACCAAGGCUUGGUGUUGCUUCAAGCCCAGCCCAGGGCGCAGCCGGGUGCCCCAGUUCACGACGUUCAGCCCAGCAUACAGCGCAGCACGUUUCCUUCAAUUGUUGGGGCAUUGUCUGCAGGAAAGAGGAAACGUGAAGAUUACCCAACGACGUAUCCACUGAAUCCGCCAAAGAGGUAUAUGUCUCCUUCUGAACAAAGCACAAGAGCGCCACGGACGCAUGAAACUAGUGCGCGCAAGCCUUCAAAAAGCAGCAAAGAUGCACAACUAUUGGAAAGUGAAUGGCGAAUAAUGACUCAGGGGCUGCUUAACGCUUUGGGAGUUACAGACCCAGAGUCGCGUCCCAGUGGCUCAACGUCUAGUUCCCCGUGUGCGUCGCCAGUUCCUUCAACGUCUGAGGAGGCUAGCAAUGCAGCGUUGGCCAGCGGAAUGCAAAAGCCAUCAUCUCCUUCGUCAGGGUCCCCUGGCUCUCCUCUAAACACAAACGAACCUAUUGCCGCUCCGGACGAUAAUCCGACUCCAGAGCCCGUCGCCUCGACGACUAGCCCUAAGCCUGCCUCGCCUGCCAGGGAACAUCCUUUCUACAGGAUCCCAGUCCUGCAACCAGUGCUUGUGCAAGAUAUGGUUCGCCAAGUAGACUUAGAGGGCCUCCUUUGCAAAAUGGAAACUCUUGCAGGAUAUUUGAUGCACUCACACACGAAGCGUGCGGUUCAACUAGUGCCCCAAAAAGCUGUUCGUGCGCUGGGGCUCCGCUACAUGAUAUUAGAUGCACUUUUUGUCGCAAGGGAGGUACUGGGGGAGGCGGGGAACAGCAAUUCGUGGUGGGAAGAACUCGUGGCAAACAUUCCGGAAGAGGUGGCGGAUAAACCUUAUAACCGAUCCUUCGGAGAUCAAUUUGAAGUGAAUAUUCGUCUCAGAAAAGCUUUGUGCGCAGCGAUACAGCUGCUUAAGAAGGGCAUUCGUCCUAACAGAGAAACAACAAUUCUGUUGAAGCGACAGCUGCUUUGCAAAGAGACGAUGACCGGCCAUAUAGCGGCGACGGCCGUGGAUAGCGAGAUUCCAUAG